CUCCGACCUGAGAAAGGCAGCAAUACGCAAUACAGCGUCUACUCUGUCGGAAACGCACAAGAAGAACAGCAACCGUUUUUAGCUUACAAAUAGGGUACAUCGUUCGUGUUGUCUAAUUGUGUAGCCUUUUAUAUAUCUCUAAACUUUGUCGAUUUAGCUCACAUUUGCAGCAACAUUUUUAUCCCAGUACACUAUCAUGCAGCUGUUUAGCUAGCUUGAGUCGUUGAGUACAGAAGCGAGUUUCUCAAAACAAGGCACUUGUUUUUAAAAUUGACGGUAUUGUUAUUUAAGUCUACUUGUCGUGUGUCAUCCGUCCCCAAUGGGGUUCAAUAAGACAUACAUCAGUAUCGGGUAUGCCACUUUUGGCAUGCUUAUAGGAUUCUCUGCAUUUCUCGUGUGGAACAUCGCGUACAAUCAACCAUGGACAGCUGCAAUGGGAGGAUUAUCAGGUAAAGUAUUAGUCAGAAUGUAAACAAUGAUUUAUUUUGUGGAUGAGGCUGCAGACAUGAUGUAACGUUAUAGCUACAGCAAUAUUUUCAGGAUUUAACUGUCCAUCUGACUCACAUGAACUGAAUAUUGCCACAGCGUCGGUACCAAUCUCAUGUUACAAGUGUUACAGUGCUGUAGUUUGGAGUGACAUGGUCAGAAGCCAACACUUGAAUUUAUUUUUCCAAAAGAAAAUGGAACGUUAGCUACAUAACGUUCAGAGACAGACAGACACAGAUAGGAUUCUGUGAAUUUGUUGUAUGAUCUGUCGUUCGGCAACAUUCUAAAGUUCUAAACGUUGCACACGACCCCCACUGAACAACAUGCCCCAGGUCUAGGUAUUCUACCUAGCAAAGCUGAAUUGGUAAACUUGACUUCAGAAGAGAAUAGCUACAUCUCUACACAACAGGUUGUAAACUACUACAUCUCUGUACAAUACAUACUGUACUACAUUGCAUUACAUAUAAGGUUAUUAUUACCCAGUAAAAAAAGGAAAUAGGCCUAUAUCCUAUAUGUCCAAAAUGUCUACUUUCGAGUUUCCAAAACAUUUUAUUACACAUCAGCGUUUUAGCAUCAGUUAUUACAGGGGUUUCACUCAGGCCCCCCUUCUGGCAUUGGGGAACCCAGCGCCCCAGCCACAAGCUCUGUUCCUGACACAAACUGUUCACACUCCUCUUGUUGGUGGAGACAAUAUUUUGCAGGUUGAAAACGUAUUUCCUGUAAUUCUACACAUUUUGUCAUAGGGUGCAGAUAACAUUUUGCGUUUUUAAAGCUAAUUUUCUUGCAAUUCUAUACAUUUUGCCAUGUCUAAUGUGUAUUCAUGUGAUAUUUGAGUGACUCGCACACUAUAACAACCUAUGGGCUAGUUGAUCUGGACAUUUCUGACAAGUUAUAAAUAGCUCUCUAAGGUAUGCAAUGACUGACACGACAAGAGGAAAACUGAUGAUGCACUACCCAAUUCCGAAAUUGCACCUUGUGCAUUCUACUAUUACAACUUUAAAGAGUAAGUUGAAAUCCUUCCUGGUUAACCUGGAAUUUUGGAUGUUCCUGAUGCUAAAACGACACUGGUCAAAAACCUGUCAGGUGUCAACUCAAACUGUACUGUAUUUCUGCUUACACAGCCUUUUUACACAGUCUCCUCAGAUGAACUUGGCACACAUGUCCUGCUACUCAUCCCAUUGGAAGUUAUCUCCUCAUCACCAUUACAAUUUGCUGACCUGAUAAGAGCGGAAGCCUGCGCCUACCAUAAAGCAAUCAUUCUUUCUAGUAUUGAACAUUGGCUACAUUGCAGUCCGAGGAACAUUAAGGUCUAGUUACCAACCAUGCUUAGUAAUUGUACAAUAAAAAAGUAACUUUAUAAUUAAAUACUCUAUUGCCUAGUAUUUGCAAUUAAGUGACUUUAGAGUAUUAUUUCUAUGUUUUUAUUUUGUAAUGUGGUGUAAAACACAGGUAUUGACAGCCUAACGCUUAGAGCACCCCUUUUGUCAGUUAUGUAAUGACCUACUAGUUAAUUAGUGGUGCAUUUGUGGCUGGGAACUUUGAGCUCUUGUUAGUUCAUCCUCUCAGGUCAGCAAGUUGAUAUCGGUGUGACUUUUCUCUCUUCUCUUUGUUGUAAACUUCUUCUUAUACUUCUUCUUUAAACAGAACAGUAGCUGCAGAUGCAUAUUUAGUGAUGUAUUUAGUACUGCAUUUAGUAAUAUAUCUGUAUUGUAUGUACAUUUCACAUACAGUGCAAAUCUUGCUGUUGUGAAAUCCAUGAUUUCAAUCUAACAUGAAGGCGAAUUACUUUUUAUAAAGUGCACUGUCACUGAUGUUCUUAUCAAGGCCAAAUCCACUUUUUUCUUGUGGGGUCAUGAUAGCAGCAUGUGAUGUGUGGUGCCUGUGCCAAUAGAGAAAGAAUCAAUAAAGGUGCAAUUCUUGCAAAAACAACUUGGGGGGGGCGUGUGCUUGGUCAUAUGAUUGUAGACCAUGAGAUGGGGAAAUUAGUGGGGUCAGCAUGGCAGAUUGACACAGCAGAAUAAGACUAGCCUUCUCAGUAUCGGAGCAUGAGGUCUCAUACGAACAGGGUCAGAGACAGUUUCUAUCUACAACCCAUCAGACUGCUGAACACUUGAACUGGACUGACCACCUGCACUGACUCUCCACACCUUAGCACACAUGCACUCACUCACACAGAUAUAUCUUCCACACAUACAUAUACAUUCAUGCUACACACACAUCACAACUGCUGCUAUCAGACUCUUAUUCUGAUUGUGAAAUACUGCACAAUUUAAAUGGUGCCUUCCUGUAUUAUACUUAUGCUAAAAUGUUUAUUCUAUUCUACUGAGCCAUUUAAUUUAUGUUCGUAUUCUUAUCUUUUAUUAUUUAUUAUUGUUGUUAUAUUGUUGAGAAGGAACCUGCAAGUAAGCAUUUCAUUGGACGGUGUAUAUCAUGUGUAUCCCGUACAUACGACGAAUAAAACUUGAAGCUCCCUCUAACGAUGACUCAGGAUUUAGGAGGGUCAAUUGAACUUAGUAACGUUAGCUUGGCUGCAUCCCGUUUACCUACACUUACUCCGAAAAACGUCCUGUUAUGGAUUUAAAAAGCAUUGGAUUGUUGUAAGCAGGAGGGAGUUUCUACCAUUUGUUAAAUCCACGACAGCAAGUGUGCAAGUGCACACUUCAAGAGAAGGGUGGAGAAUCAGGACUCAGCCCUAACCACCAUCUGACCAUGCUUGAAAGGAAACCAGUGUGAUACUUUCAAACCUCAAAAACUUGUGUUUGUUUAUAAAUUCACUCUGGAGUGCCAGAGUGCGCUCAGAGUGCAUUCUGGGCGUUUGUAAAUUCAGAGCGUUUUUUGUUGUUGUCUGGGUGAGUUUCUCAAACUUGUUUUGUACAAUGGCAUUUUGUACUGGAGUAAACAGAAUGGAACAACUUUUGUUUUCGCCGAGGAGUAGGGUUGAUCCGAGCGUUCUAACCUCACAACGGCAGUCAAGCACCCAAGCUAACUGGCUAAAGUUGACUAGCUUGCUAGCUACUUCCAGACACAAAUGCGAGAACCUCACUCUGACCAUUUUACUCGCCCUAGCAGAGCUGGUUAGGCUGUUUUCAUGUUAUCUAGAGCGUUGGUGACGAACUGUGCUGCUGGCAACAAUUUAAUAACAUUUUUUUCCUGACGUUUACUGACACCGGUCAUAUUCAACAGGUGUUGCGUGUUCGUAAAUUCAGCACUUAUUCUGCGUUCUGGCACACUUACUAGGAUGCUCUGAAAUCGGAACAGAUACCCAGAGUGAAUUUACGAACGCACCCUUGGGUGCCGAUACGAUAUGUAUUGUGAUUAUAUAUGUGUUGUGUUUCGAUACUGUGGUUUUAUUGCGAUUUGAUGUUCCAAACAUAUUGCUCACCAUAUGUCUGCUGCAGAGGGACAGGAGAGCCAUGAGAAAACAAGUUUUGAUCAGUCAUGUAAAUAAAAGUGAGAAAAAAUAAUAAUUGCUCCCUAUUUAAAAAGAAGAUGGAGAAUAAACUAUGAAGGAGGAAUACUGGCGUUUUGGUGCAGGUACAGCCAACUAGCGCAAAAAUAAUAUUGCGAUAUUGUCAAUACGAUACGAUAUAUCAUCAAAAAUAAUAUCCCGAUAUGUAACUGUAUAGUUUUUUUCCCGGCCCCAUUACUACUAUACACACUUAUUCAUUAUGAUCUAAAAGGCAAAACUGUUCCUAUAGGCCUAUUAACAGCACUCCAUCGCUGGGACUCUUUGUGAAUAUGGCCCUUAACAUUGCCACUUUGUCCUACACAGCAUGCCCAACGAGUAAAGACAGUUUAAAUAUUGUGUAAGAAACGGUGAAAGUGGAUUCACGAAGGAUAGUGCUAUACGCUGUCAAACGGACUUGUGGUUAUGAAGCUGAAACCGUAAAAGAGGAACAUGGAGUGAGUGACAACAGUUUGAUUUGAGACACAAAUGACACAGCAAAACGUUAUGUACUGUGUCAGAAUAUGUACACCCCUAACACAUCUCCACACACUAACAUACAGUAGCCUAACCUCAAUGUACUCUUAUAAUCUCCACCGAAACAGCUAGAAGAGGACCGGCCACCCCUCAGAGCCUGGUUCCUUUCUAGGUUUCUUCCUAGGUUCCUGCCUUUCUAGGGAGAUUUUCCUAGCCACCGUGCUUCUACAUCUGCAUUGCUUGCUCAUUGGGGUUUUAGGCUGGGUUUCUGCAUAAGCACUUUGUGACAUCUGCUGAUGUAAAAAGGGCUUUAUAAAUACAUUUGAUUGAUUUAAUAUAGCUCAAGAUUUUUAAACAAAGAGGAAAUCUUCUGACUUAAGAACACAAUGUAACUUAAGAAAGUUACAUUGUGUUUGUCUCAUCAUGUCAGGAAUUGAUUUGACUCAAACUGUAAGGAUUUUGAACGACCAGCCCCUGACUGUCCGUCUGUGUUUCUGUGUCUCUUCAGGUGUGCUGGCACUCUGGACCCUUAUCACCCACGUCAUGUACCUGCAGGACUACUGGCGCACCUGGCUGAAGGGCCUCAAGUUCUUCCUCUUCAUGGGAGUCUUCUUCGCCCUGCUGGCUGUGGUGGCCUUCAUCACCUUCCUCUCCUUUGCCAUCAUCAACAAAGAAUGUGAGUCUCUCACACACACUCCCUUCACUCUCUCAUUCCUUCACUCCUCCUUUGAUCCUAAUUCGCUUCUCAUCUGCCCUUCACUUGCUCUACUGUUCAUUCUCCAACCAAUUUACUCCCUUUCUCAUCCUCUGUGUCAUCCACUGUACAUUUUCUUGUAGUGUAUUAGGAUGUGUUAUUGUCACGCCGGUUGGCGCGACAAUAGUAGGCUUUGGUUGAAGCUCAAUGUUAAAUUGAAAUCUCCCUACCAUCAUAUCUAAGCCAAUAUGACACCAAUGGGAAAAUCACCUUGAUUGGAGGUACACAGCACACUCCCUGCCUCUCGUCAUCAGCCGUUACCGAGAACCACAUGCCGGAUGUUGAACAGGGUCAUUAUCUUUAGAAACAAAUACAGUUUCUUACCCCCCACCUAGCUCAAUAUCUAGGCGUCUGAUAAGAACGAGACUACAACGUCCAUUAAGUGACCAUUAGACUUGCCACCUUUCGGACGGAAUACGUUUGUAAGGGCAACAGUUUUGACAAAAUUUAUAAUUUAUUGCUCUACGUGCCAAUAGAGAACCAACAAGGUACUACAUUUUUGUAGCAUUUCUGACAAUGCUAACAUUUUUCAGCCGAAUCUCAGAGUUGCUCAGCAACUCAAUAACACAGCUGGCCGCCUGCACCAAGCAUAAGAUUGAAGUGGUUGAGAACAAACCUAGGCUACUGUAGAUAUGUUGAUAUUCAAGCUGAGGUUAAUAAAUAAAUGCAAACAGAUAAUUGUCCGACAUGAAAAGAUUGGUCAGUUGUUAUUAGUGAGCUGUACCCUAUCUGACAAGCCAAUGAAUGUGGUUUUGUUUUGAUUAGCUAGGUAGCUAAGUUAUGUAAUGUUAUACCAGUCAGACGAGAGCUAAUGUUGGCUAGGUAGCUAACCAGAGCAUAUGAGCGGAGUGGAGCGGUGAGAAUCUCAGCUCCUCGCUCACGGAGCUGUUCACCCCUCCGCUCCCCCCGCUCAAAGCCACAUCAGGCCAGUCCGCUCAUUAUCGCUCAGCGCUCAACGCAGUUUGCAUCGCGCUCCACUCAAAUCGCCCCCCGCUCACUCCAAAAAAGGAACAAAAUCUGCAUGUAUUUCACUUUUAGCUUAAACCACAGCCUUACUUUAUCUCCCCGAAUUUGUUGCAUACAGACUCAUCUCGGAUUAUCCAUUCUGUCUUGAAACGGGGAUCUAACACUGACGCUAAAAUGAGAUGUUAAUCAGUAUAGUAUAUUCCAUAGCGAAUUGACACGUUGUUUGCCAAUGUUUCUGCAAAAGCAGCGAUGCCCAUUGGAAGUGCAGUGUGAGUGUAAUCGGUGAGCAGGGAUUUGAUUUCUGUGACAGCAGGGAGGAUCAUCCCCAGGUUCCCCAGCUCCUUCUGCAUUUUGUCUGUGAGGUCUGCUAGUGGUGUCAGCACACUGACAAGGUGCGUCAGCUGCCGUACUUGAUUCAGGGUGAUGUUAGCAACAUUAGACUUGAGUUUGUUUUACCAUAACGGGUCUUUUUGGAACAACCGGAUGAACGACUGAAUCAUCCGCAGCUGGCUGCUCCAUCGAAUGGCGCAGGCAUUUGUGGGGCGGACACCUAAUUGGUCGGUUUCCUCUGUGCUCUUGUGUACACUUUUCACCAGGUGCCCGACUUUCACUAACAGCCUAUUAAUGUUGUCGUGCUUGUUAACGGCGUUUUUGAUCGCCAGCUGAAGCAUGUGAAUGGGGCAUCUCAGAUGUAAAUUUGACAAAGUAAAGUACUGAUUUAUCAUAGUUUCUUGGGGGGGUGUAGCCCGGUUGAGCUGCGCUGGCGAAGUGUUGCAUCCCUUCGCGUUCUCCUUUACUCAGCGGUUCAUAGUCCAUGAAAAUCAUUUUAAAAAAUGCUACAUCCAGCUCUCUUUUUCUCUCCCUUGUUAUGGUUGGGCCAUUGCGUGCAGUGAAUAAACUUUUGAAUUCCUCAACCCUUUUCUCUUGUUGCUGCUGCUGCUCCUCUCGCUCUAUAAAAUACAAAUUCAUGGACGACACAAAUUAAAUUAAACAGAUGGAUUCUGGGUCAGGCUUGAGCAUGCUUCAGACUCGUGGUGUGAGCGAGCGAAAUUGGAGCGGGACAUAGGGCGACGCUCCGUCCUUUUAAAAAUGCAGCUCUGCGCUCUGUUCAAAAUCCGUCCGCUCACGCUCCACGCUCGCUCCCGCUCCACUCCGCUCAUAUGCUCUGUAGCUAACCAACAAGUUUGGAAAGCUAGCUAUAUUUUGCCAAGGCUGAAGUAAUCUGUGUAAACUGCUGACCUAGACACUUGCAUGUAAUCAGAGCGCAAACAAAUAUGCACAAUAAGCUAGCGAAUGUCCUUGGCUGCUAUGAUAGCCAGUUAGCUAGAUAGCUAGCUAGGCAACGUUAGCCAACAUAAGACUGUAAAGUUAGCUAACGUUAGAUGAGUAACGUUAGCUUGCUUAUUCAAAGUCCAGCAGCUAGCCUCUGUAGGUAGCUAACACCAGUCAGCUGAAAGCUAGCCAUCUAACGAACAGGAAAAUAAAAGUAGCUAGGUAUAUUUGGUCAUGGAAAGUUUUUACACAAAUUACUUCAGCCAUUAUUAGCUAUCUAGAGCCAGACAACAACAGCUGAUCUUGACACAGAAGUUAGCUAGCUCACGUCCAAAUGCCAGUCCUACAUUUUUCCACAAAACAUAGCUAACUAGCUACAUCAGUUCAAACCAACACCAAACGUUGGGCAAAUUGUCACGGUGCUACCUUACAAUGCAUGCAAUGGGCUUUUGCAACACUAGUUAGCUACCUACUCCAUAGUCUAAGGUGUGGUAAGAGCUAGCCACAUUUCACUGUCAGACAGAACACAACUCAAACUGUAGCUGAGAAAACAAAUGGCUAGGUACAUGUGCCUCGGUUGUGCACUGACUGCAGUGUGAAAAUGCAUGCUUGCUAGCAUCUGAAAAACUAACCAGUUUUCAACAUCCAUAAUAAAUUCAAUUAAGCUCCUUCUCCUGUCUUCCUGACAUUCUAAUCCAAAUGUGUGGAGAUCAACAGUGCCAAACUAACAACUCUGCCAUUAGACCGUCUUGAUUGUAUUUAAAGCUCCGAUCUGGAUGCUGGACUAGCCCAUGUGUUGGAUAUUUGUCAACAACUCUGCCAUGCGCGGCCAUUCUAGUGGCGAGGCUCUAGGGGUGGGGGGAGGUGGCUACUGCCCACUCCCAAACCCGGAUUAUAUUUACAUUUACAUUUACGUCAUUUAGCAGACGCUCUUAUCCAGAGCGACUUACAAAUUGGUGCGUUCACCUUAUAGCCAGUGGGAUAACCACUUUACAAUGUUUUUGUUUAGUUUUUUUGUGGGGUGGGGUGGGGUAAGGGGGGGGGGGUAGAAGGAUUACUUUAUCCUAUCCCAGGUAUUCCUUAAAGAGGUGGGGUUUCAAAUGUCUCCGGAAGGUGGUGAGUGACUCCGCUGUCCUGGCGUCGUGAGGGAGCUUGUUCCACCAUUGGGGUGCCAGAGCAGCGAACCGUUUUGACUGGGCUGAGCAGGAACUGUGCUUCAGCAGAGGUAGGGGAGCCAGCAGGCCAGAGGUGGAUGAACACAAUGCCCUCGUUUGGGUGUAGGGACUGAUCAGAGCCUGAAGGUACGGAGGUGCCGUUCCCCUCACAGCUCCGUAGGCAGGCACCAUGGUCUUGUAGCAGAUGCGAGCUUCAACUGGAAGCCAGUGGAGUGUGCGGAGGAGCGGGGUGACGUGAGAGAACUUGGGAAGGUUGAACACCAGACGGGCUGCGGCAUUCUGGAUGAGUUGUAGGGGUUUAAUGGCACAGGCAGGGAGCACAGCCAACAGCGAGUUGCAGUAAUCCAGACGGGAGAUGACAAGUGCCUGGAUUAGGACCUGUGCCGCUUCCUGUGUAAGGCAGGGUCGUACUCUCCGAAUGUUGUAGAGCAUGAACCUACAGGAUCGGGUCACUGCCUUGAUGUUAGCGGAGAACGACAGGGUGUUGUCCAGGGUCACGCCAAGGCUCUUCGCACUCUGGGAGGAGGACACAACGGAGUUGUCAACCGUGAUGGCGAGAUCAUGGAACUGGCAGUCCUUCCCCGGGAGGAAGAGCAGCUCCGUCUUGCCAAGGUUCAGCUUGAGGUGGUGAUCCGUCAUCCAUACUGAUAUGUCUGCCAGACAUGCAGAGAUGCGAUUCGCCACCUGGUUAUCAGAAGGGGGAAAGGAGAAGAUUAGUUGUGUGUCGUCUGCGUAGCAAUGAUAGGAGAGGCCAUGUGAGGAUAUGACAGAGCCAAGUGACUUGGUGUAUAGCGAGAAUAGGAGAGGGCCUAGAACUGAGCCCUGGGGGACACCAGUGGUGAGAGCACGUGGUGCGGAGACAGCUUCUCGCCACGCCACUUGGUAGGAGCGACCAGUCAGGUAGGACGCAAUCCAAGAUUGAGCCGCGCUGGAGAUGCUUAGCUCGGAGAGGGUGGAGAGGAGGAUCUGAUGGUUCACAGUAUCAAAGGCAGCAGACAGGUCUAGAAGGACAAGAGCAGAGGAGAGAGAGUUAGCUUUAGCAGUGCGGAGAGCCUCCGUGACACAGAGAAGAGCAGUCUCAGUUGAAUGACCAGUCUUGAAACCUGACUGGUUUGGAUCAAGAAGGUCAUGCUGAGAGAGAUAGCAAGAGAGUUGGCUAAAUGUAUAGGAUGCAUAACUUUGCAAUGCUUUUGCCUACUACAAACAGGCUGUAAAAGGCACAAGAAAGAUGUGGAUGUAGUGUACAUGGGGAUAUCUUAGGCACAUGAAAGAUGUGGAUGUAGUGUACAUGGGGAUAUCUUUGUUUAGUCUCUAUGGCUGAGUUAUAGGACCUUCAAAAUGUUAUGACUUAACCGUUUUCUUUUGCUUUGCAUUCAAUGGGAAUUUAGUAAUAUUUUGCAAUUUAAGACUGUCGCAAUCAAUUGAGCUAUUCACCUUCUGAAAACUACAGACAAUUACUUUUGUCUAUCCAUGGUGAAUUUUACACAUUCUACAAACAGUUAGUUCAAAACUGAUUUGAGUUAUUAGAGGGCAACAUCCAGCAGACCAGGGUUUAAACCAGCAACCCUUGCAGUUAUGCAAGCACACCACCUGUGCCAUUAAGGCCCAGGCCAUUUGGCAGAGGCCGAAUUAAAGGGUAAAAUAGCACUGCCAAUGACUGAAUUUUGAAAAAAAAUCAGGCUUUGCAUGUGGAAAUGUUGUAUAAUGCCCCUUUAACAGAAAAUCACCUUCCGGUGUAAAAAACAUGGAAAUUCAAAACAAAAAACUAUGUUUUAAGUGAGAAGUAGGCAUUGGUCUGAAGCCUAAAAGAAAGGAAAUUCACAUGAGCACCACAAUGACUACUCCACCCAUGCUCUACUAAGGUUUCCAGAACACAGCUUUGACCUACUACAGUAGCUAUGAUGGUCUAUUGUACUUCAAACAAUGACUAUGCAGGUUGCUAAGGAUUCAAACCUUCUUAAACAGCCUAGCUCAUACUCUUCAGAGGAGUAAUGGACUUUACAGUGUCCUGCUAUUAAAUAAUGUGUGUGUGUGUGUGUGUCUCUCUCUCAUUAGGCUAUAUGUAUUUUUUGAUAUAGGCCUAUUGUAAAUGUGUAUUAUUGUAGCGUCAGCAUCUUUAUUGCAACACGAAAUACAAAUACACACAACUUUAAGCUAAAUAUUAAUGUUCACAGAGGUAAUGAACUGCCCAUUGAUCAGCACAGCAAUUGAUAAAACAGGACCAUGUUUGCGAAACAAUUGUUUCUGAGCUUAUGUCAAUAUUUCACAGGUAAGCUAAUGGUUACAGAAAUCAGGAAUGCAGACAGGCUUAUGUGGUCCUCUAUAUAUAAGUGACUGUGUCCAACAUGCCAUCACCUGUUGCUAUGUUGGGCGCCUACUGAUCCCCCCCAAAAUAUGUUGUGAAAUAUAGAUUUUUCUCUCUUGUCAUGUAUUGCUAAAAUAAAGGUUUAAGGAAAUACAGGCAGGCACCACAUUACUACAAGUCAAAACAGCUCGCUCAAUCAGGCGUGAUGGUCUUGUAAGUAUAAUUUUAAAAAGCUUGAAGUGGUAGUGGAAUGGGAUGUGUGAAGAAUCCAAUACUUUAACUUGUAUGUGGUACAAAUCACAUUAUUGUUGGAGAACCUCCUCUAAGAGUAUGAAUUACGCUGUUUGAGAAGGUUUGAAUCCUAAGCAACCUGCAUACACAUUAUUUGAAGUACAAUAGACCAACAUAGCUACUGUAGUAGGUCAAAGCUGUGUGCUGGAAAACCUUGGUAGAGCAUGGGUGGAGUAGUUAUUGUGGUGCUUGUGAAUUUUCAUUUUUUUUUUCAGCUUCAGACCAAUGCCUACUUCUCACUUAAUGUGUAGUUGUUUUGUUUUUAAUGUAGUCAUUAAUAUUGCAUAUUUCAGCUCUUAGGGCAUGUGCACAUGAUGGAAUCUAUUUCCACACAAAAUGACUGCUUUGCAGAGAUUGUGUGCCGUGAAAUCACAUAACUCCAUGGGGUUAUUCUAUGUGAAAUCCAUUGCCUUUGUGUAUGCUACAAGCCUGAAGCUGUGGUCAGUUUUUCUACAGGAACCUUCAUUGAGAAGUACCUGAGUCAAUGAAAUGUGUGACAGUGUGCCAAUCAGGUAUUUUGCUCUGAGUCUGCAAGACUCUAAUAUCUGUUGUGUGUCUGUCAUUUCCAGCACUGACUGACCCGAGGAGUCUGUUCCUGUCGGGCGUGUGGAGCUUCUUGACCCUGAAGUGGUCCUUCCUGCUGGCCCUCUACUCCCACCGCUACCGCAAAGAGUUUGCCGACAUCAGUAUCCUCAGUGACUUUUGAUAAGGGCCAUUGAACCCCCUCUAUAAUGAGGGAAUGUGUACCUGGACCUCCACCCAUGCCCGCGCCUCCUCGUUUAGGUUACCCUCUCUUUUCCUGUGUCUGUGAAAUCAAAUCGAAGUUAAUUUGUCACGUGCACAGGAUACAACCGGUGUAAACAGUACAGUGAAAUGCUUACCUGCAAGCUCUUCCUCAACAAUGCAGUACUCAAUAUCAAAGGGAAAGAAAUAGAACAUCUAGAAUAGAAUGUUAAAAAUAUCACAGAAACAGGGAAUGCUCAGCACCUGCUAGCCAGUCUAUCCACAAGUUGAUCCCGAUUUUAUACCCUUUUAUGGAUUUUACAAUCUUCCUAUACAUACAGUACCGUUCAAAAGUUU
This is a messenger RNA of Coregonus sp. 'balchen', 12251 nucleotides long. The record is from the annotation of a GenBank genome assembly. Lineage: Eukaryota; Metazoa; Chordata; Actinopteri; Salmoniformes; Salmonidae.